AUGGCCUGUGGCACCGGCAAAACACUCAUGAUCCGAGUGCUGGCCCAGAACGUGUCCGGCAAGGUGUUGGUCAUUGUGCCAUCCCGGUUGCUGCUGGAGCAGUUCGCUCCAGAGUUUCCAACUUUCUGCAAGGUCGGCACCGGCUACAACAAGAAUAUAAACCAAAGUGCUUUGGGCUUCAUUGCAGUCUCGGAUUCCGUCAAAUUUCUCAAGAACAUAACGUUCGCAGCAAUCUUCGUGGAUGAAGCCCACCAUCCCCUGCCACCGGGGAUGCCAGACAGCAAUCUGCGACUCAUCGCACUACUGCUCAGUUUGCAUAUGACAUGGGCCAAGCUAUAG
This is a messenger RNA of Symbiodinium necroappetens, 339 nucleotides long. The record is from the annotation of a GenBank genome assembly. NCBI's taxonomy places the organism in Eukaryota, Dinophyceae, Suessiales, Symbiodiniaceae.